Molecule: messenger RNA, 1302 nt
Organism: Ictalurus punctatus (channel catfish)
Lineage: Eukaryota; Metazoa; Chordata; Actinopteri; Siluriformes; Ictaluridae
Product: FAM3 metabolism regulating signaling molecule D
Exons: 10
Coding region: 230-973 (247 amino acids)
Source: RefSeq, a predicted model, not a curated record
AUAAGAUUGAUGGGUACAAAGAUGACAGUUUAAAUCCAUCCUAUACAAGGAAAGACACAAAACAAACAGAGAAAAUUUUUUUUUGAGUUCAGGGUGUGAAGCUGUUUUGGUAGCUCUUGGUUUGAUUAGCUUUCUUAGACUGUGACUUAUUAAGAAGCUCCUCUUGUGCUGGUAGCACAGUUUCAGAAAUAUAAUAUCUUUAAAGUAGUAUUAAAGGUAGGCAAGGAAGAUGAAAUAUCAAGAGCUGUCAUUUGCUUUCACAUUUGUGAUCAUCAUUGUCAUAAUAUGGGAGUUCCUUUUUAAGGAGACAUCUCUUCAAGUGCAUGUAAAAUAUGUGCAAGGAACAGAAAGUUCUACAUCAGACUGUGGGUCACAUGUGGGGCAGCCAAUAUGGUCGGGCCCAAGAUCUGCUUUAACAAUAGGAUGUCUUCACAAAGACAACCUCUAUGGGAGAGUGACCAGAAGGAACCCACUUCUGAGAACAGCCAUGUUGGGGGGGGGGGAUUUGGUGGAAUUGGAAAGCAAAAUGGAUGGGGACAAAUAUAUGCAAAUUGUAGUGGAAAACCUGUUCAGUAUUAUGUCAGGAGGACACAACAAUGUUGGGUGGGGUGUGAACACUGUGAUAGUAGAUGGUGAAACUGGGAAUAUAUUGAACAGUAACUUUUUUAAGGUCAAUUCUGCAGGAUUGCUAGACUUUCUAAAGACGAUACAGGAAGGAAAUAUAGUUUUAGUAGCCUCGUAUAAUGACCCUGCAGAGCAGUUGACUGAUGAGGUCAGAGAGCUGUUUGCUGGUAUGGGUAGCAGAAUGGUCUACUCUGUGAAGCACAGGGACAACUGGAUGUUUGCAGGGGCAAGGGGACUAAAUAAGGAGAAUCCGUUUGAGAAGCUCAUUGUGAAUGAUAAGAAGACGAAUGCAUAUGGAGAUUGGCCAGAGAUGGGGGAGCUUGGUGGCUGCUUUCCCAGAAAGGUUUGAUCAGCACUAAAUGAGCCUGCUGCACCAGCCACCUGGAGACCAUUAAAACACAGAACACUGCAACUGUGGGAUGUAAAUCAUGACAAUUUCAACUGUUUCAAAGUGUUCACAUAUGGAUGCCUGGAUGUAUUGGCCAUACAUUGGCCUUAAUUUGAGUCUUAAUUUGCAUCAGAAAUAAAUCCAAACAAUUACACACUCUCACACAAAGGUGCCAGCAUUCUUGUAUUUUCUGUAUUAGGAAACUUUGUAAAUAUGAUCAUAUCUCAUUUUAUUGUUCACAAAAAAUGUUUAAAAAAUGAUAAUAAUUAAAGCACAGUCAUGAAUCAGUA